AUGGGAAGCACAACCCUUGACAAACUGAGUGAGGCCCUCCUUACCAUCGAUGACCUUGGAGAUCCCAGCUUUCUUCAAAAGCAAGACGUGAUUCGGGACACCGGCAUGGAAACUUCGAUACUACAGAUUGUUCUGGUUGGAGGUCGCUCUUCCGGCAAAACCUCUCUCUUGGAGAGGCUCACAGGAUGCACCUUCUUCCAUUAUGUGAUUGACAAUCUUAAUGCCAAGACCCUCGCAGAUACGGUCGAGCAGGCAGCAGCUGUGAUGGGCCUCCGGAAGGGCCGUGAGGACAAUGAAGAUGAUGUGUCCCUGUACAGCGAAGAUAUUUUUGAGAUUCAAAUCUCUGGACCUCAUUUUGAAGACAGCGAGGGGAAGAAGAAAAGGUCCAUGAUAGACGGCAUUGCACGGAAGCAUCUCAUGAACGAACAAACCAUGUAUGUCACAGCCUAUUCCCAACUCUUCUCGUAUCAUUAUCCUGUAAAGUCUGCCAAUCAUGACUACGAUCAUAGCAUUCUUGCAGUUAUGUCGCCCUUUUCCGAUCACGCCAAAGAAGACGUUCUACAACUUGCCAAAGCCGCUGACCCACGCGGUGAGAGGACGCUAUGCGUCCUGACACACGCCGAUGUACGAACGUCUAGCGUACAGACCACUUUCCAUCCGUUUCAGGAGGAUACACACGGUUUGGGCUGUUUUUGGGUCCGAAAUCGUGGCGCUGGCAAAGGUGAGCUUAGCGCCGGCCAGGUCAGGGCGAGGGAACUGGCACUUUUUGCCGAAUCUCAAUGGGCCAACUUCUCUGGACUUGAGGCUGAACGGACCAUUGUUAACGCCCUGAAGAGUGCGUUGCAAAUGCCACUGAGGGAUCUUGCCAAGGAAUGCCUUGAUAGACAAAGGACUACAGUCCUAGUGCGGUUGUCUUCCUGCAAGAACGAGCUUCUGGCGUUAGGCCCCGCGAUAGCAUGGGAAUUCGAUUUUACCAUGAUUUUCCGAGAACAAGCAGCAAAAUGGGCCCUCCACGCCAACUAUCUUAUGGAGUCGGCCAUCAUCACUGUCCAUCGCUUCAUCUAUGAAGUGAUGGAAGACGUCUUCGAGCAUCCAAAUGCUCGCAAAGAACUACAGGACCUCAUGAGCAAAAAGAUUCUCAAGGGGUAUAGGCAGGCAUGGGACCACAAGGAGAUUCUGGUCAAGAUGGAACUUGGCUGCCGGUGUCAAACAUACAACCCGAACCUGGAGGAGGCCAUCAUGAAGAUAGGCUGGGAGGACUCGCGAACAACUUUGGUCGAGUCCUACCACGAUCAAAAGCGCCAACUCGGUUCUGAAAGGGCAUUUGACGCCGCUGUGGAGGCUGCGUUUGGCUCCUGCGCACCGGUCGAUGAGCUUCAUGACAUCUUGCAGGCCUACUACAAGAUUGCCACCGACAGAUUCCCCGAUAACAUCUGUCGGCAAGCGGUCAGCUAUUUCUUGCUCAAGGCAGACGAGAGCCCGGUAAAGAUCCCCACGGCAGAGUUCAUUGCAAACUUGAGCGACUCGCAGCUGGAAAGGAUUGCUGGCGAGGAUGCGAUGACGAGAGCGAAGAGGCUGAGUCUUGAAGCGGAGCUCGAGCCUUUGGAGAAGGCACUGAAGGUGUUGCGGGAGUAA
This is a messenger RNA of Sordaria macrospora k-hell, 1635 nucleotides long. RefSeq lists its product as uncharacterized. The record is from RefSeq and is a predicted model, not a curated record. NCBI's taxonomy places the organism in Eukaryota, Fungi, Ascomycota, Sordariomycetes, Sordariales, Sordariaceae. Gene Ontology annotation, cellular component: membrane; microtubule; cytoplasm. Gene Ontology annotation, molecular function: GTPase activity; microtubule binding.